AUGAGCUCACCGUGGCCUUUCGUUGCUUGGGGCAUAGUUGUUAUUGGACCCAUUGAACUAGCGACUUCAAAUGGCCACCGAUUCAUCUUAGUCGCUAUUGAUUACUUCAGAAAAUGGGUGGAAGAACCGUCUCACAAGUCAGUGACAAAGAAAGUGGUAGCUGACUUCGUGCGAAACAAUAUCAUAUGCCAGUUUGGUAUACCCGAGUCCAUCAUAACUGACAAUGGAGUAAAUCUGAAUAGCCAUCUGAUGAAGGAUAUCUGUGAGCAAUUCAAGAUCACUCACCGAAACUCAACGGCCUAUCGGCCACAAAUGAAUGGAGCCGUAGAAGCAGCCAAUAAGAAUAUCAAGAGAAUAUUGAGGAAAAUGGCUGAUAAUUACAAAGGUUGGCACGAGCAGUUGCCUUAUGCUUUAUUGGGAUACCGUACAACAGCCAGAACUUCAACAGGAGCGAUUCCAUAUUUGUUAGUCUACAGUACUGAAGCAGUCAUACCUGCCAAAGUUGAGAUACCUCCUUUGAGAAUCGUUCAAGAAGUUGAGUUGGAUAAUGCUGAAUAG
This is a messenger RNA of Lycium barbarum (goji berry), 558 nucleotides long. RefSeq lists its product as uncharacterized. Gene Ontology annotation, molecular function: nucleic acid binding. Lineage: Eukaryota; Viridiplantae; Streptophyta; Magnoliopsida; Solanales; Solanaceae. Gene Ontology annotation, biological process: DNA integration. The record is from RefSeq and is a predicted model, not a curated record. The coding region runs from base 1 to 558 and encodes 185 amino acids. The transcript has a single exon.